Messenger RNA from Panicum virgatum (switchgrass), 702 nucleotides. Its product is annotated as AIG2-like protein D. The record is from RefSeq and is a predicted model, not a curated record. The coding region runs from base 49 to 513 and encodes 154 amino acids. NCBI's taxonomy places the organism in Eukaryota, Viridiplantae, Streptophyta, Magnoliopsida, Poales, Poaceae. The transcript has 4 exons.
GUCCUCGUCCUGCUGCUGUUGCCGACACCUCCCAUCAACCUCCUCCUCAUGGCGGCGCCGCCUCCUCCCGCAGCCCCGGCCGCCGGGCAGCACAGCGUCUUCGUGUACGGCACGCUGAUGGCGGAGGAGGUGGUGCGGGUCCUCCUGGGCCGCGCCCCGCCCUCCUCCCCCGCGCUCCUCCCCGGCCACCGCAGGUUCAGCCUCAGGGGCCGCGUCUACCCGGCCAUCCUCCCCGUCCCCGACCACGCGGUGAGCGGAAAGGUUUUCAGGGGGCUCACCGACAGGGAACUCCAUGUGUUCGACUUGUUCGAGGACGAGGAGUAUGUGAAGAAAACUGUUGAGGUCUCGCUGGCAGAUACGUCGGAGAAAUCACUCGCCUACGCCUACAUCUGGGGCAACGAGGGUGAUCCUGACCUCUACGGCGAAUGGGAUUACGAGGAGUGGAGGAAGGUGCAUUUGAAGGAUUAUCUUGAGAUGACUCGGGAAUUCAUGGAGGAACUUGGGCAAUUUUGAACAGAUCUCCUCUGGUUUGUAAACAGGGUCCUUGCAAAAGUUACCAUACGAUAUGUGUCAUAGACUCGUAGCAUAGCCUCUUUUGUUCAUAGACUUGACCAGUGCUAUUAUACAUUUCUUCUGUGUUUUUGGAUUACAGAGAUGUUACUUGAGCCAUUUGGAUGCGAACAAAUUGACUCUUUUCUUCUA